AUGAACCUUGUAUUCGCCAUAGGGGCGCGAUAUUCGCAUCUGGUUGACGCUGAAUGGCGAGCUGAUGAUCGCGAUCAUCUAGUGUACAUGUGGAGAGCAGUCCACCUCUUACAGCUUCAACAGAUGAGGACUCUCACUCUACAUCCCGAACAGCGAUUAAUACAGGCGAUUGGACUUCUAUCGUUCUACUAUCUUACAAUUGGCCACGUUAGCAAGGCUUGGUAUAUGAUUGGUAUGGCCAUUCGCCACGCACAAGCUGCAGGUCUCCACCUUAGAUACGAGAACCCAUCUAUGCAAUCUGACAGAACAAGGUCACUGGCUGAGCUUUGGUGGGGUCUCAACUCGAUUGAGUGCAUCCUUACUUCGAUAUUAAGACGUCCUCGUGCCAUAGCCCCCAAGGAUUGUACAGUACCUCUACCAGGAGUGACCGGAAGUGAAACACAGUCAAAGUCGCGAGAGUCCACGACACCCAGCAUGUCUGCCACCUCGUCCGGCGUCAGUCGGGGCUCUGGCUCUUCUACUGGCGGCAAAAGUAUCGGGACUACCAAGCAUAGCUUUAUUAAGGCUUACGUCAAGCUCGAUCUUCUCAUGGACAAAAUCCUCUCUCGCCUUUAUUCACCCCGAAAGUCGAUCAAAUCUUGGAAGAGUGCCCAGAGAGAAAUCACUAUGCUCUCCGAGGAGCUGGAAAGCUGGGCUUUGCAGUCCCUGCCACAGGGCCCAGCUGCUGCUACUGCUGCUACAUUGGAUCACAGUUUAGAUCGUGAGAGCUUGCUGCUCCAUCUUUACUAUUACAAUGCGAAAAUUUGCAUCACGCGGCCAUGUCUCUGCCGACUCGACCAGCGAAUCAAAGGACAGAGUGAAGAGUCUGCUCGUUUCAACCAGAAAACAGCCGAAGCUUGCAUUGGGGCAGCCCUUGACAUUGCCGCCAUCUUGCCUGAUACCCCAAGCCCUACAUGGUACUACGAGAAUGGCCCUUGGUGGUGCGCUGUGCAUAUGAUUAUGCAAGGCCUUACUGUGCUUUUGCUCGAGCUCUCACUGAACUGCGCCCACCUGACAAUUGAAAAGUCGCACAUCACGUCUUGCGUCGAUAAGUUCAUGCGAUGGCUUGAGUCGAUGAAAUCUAUUGAUGAGGUCAGCGAGAGUGCAUACAGUGUCGUUAGCAAGGUCUUGAACAAGCAAACGCCAGAGGAAGCUGCCCGGAAGCAAUUGCCCUAUCUACAGUCAGCUCCAGGAUACGAACGCCACGGAUACAACAUUCAAGACCCCUCGCUCGGACCCCAAGUACCCUUUCAGAUGCAUAGCCAGCCAUCUUCGUUACAACAAAUGCAUCAUGCAUGGCCGGGCUCAGAUGCAUUCACCAACGCGCCUUAUUUUUCACAACCUGAUGCCAGCGGUUUUUAUCACAGCAAUUUACCGAGCACCGAGUAUCUGAACGACCCUCACGCAAGUCUGUAUCAGUUCGGACAGCCUCAGAUGAACUUGUUCUACGGGAACCCUUACCCAGCCACUAUGGACCAGUGGGACUGGGAUUCAAUGACGGCAGAUGACACUGCUCACGGCCCGGGCCAGCAGCAGAACCCAGGCCAGGCUCUGCCGUAUAGAGCGAGCGUAGAAAUCCAUUCUCCAGUCCUGGAUUGGCUAAACUUUCGGUAUUAG
Exserohilum turcica Et28A is the source of this 1656-nucleotide messenger RNA. RefSeq lists its product as uncharacterized. The transcript has 5 exons. Bases 1 to 1656 code for a protein of 551 amino acids. Gene Ontology annotation, biological process: DNA-templated transcription. Lineage: Eukaryota; Fungi; Ascomycota; Dothideomycetes; Pleosporales; Pleosporaceae. The record is from RefSeq and is a predicted model, not a curated record. Gene Ontology annotation, molecular function: DNA binding; zinc ion binding.